This is a messenger RNA of Daphnia pulex (common water flea), 5335 nucleotides long. Its product is annotated as eukaryotic translation initiation factor 4 gamma 3-like. Gene Ontology annotation, molecular function: protein binding. Gene Ontology annotation, cellular component: multivesicular body. The record is from RefSeq and is a predicted model, not a curated record. The transcript has 25 exons. Bases 752 to 3103 code for a protein of 783 amino acids. Gene Ontology annotation, biological process: late endosome to vacuole transport via multivesicular body sorting pathway. Lineage: Eukaryota; Metazoa; Arthropoda; Branchiopoda; Diplostraca; Daphniidae.
AGUGGCCAGUUUUCAGAAUUUCAGUUUUCACAACGUCAGAGCCUCAGAGCCUCAGCGUCCAUUGUCCGUGUCACCUGAAAUCAAAAUCAGACUUCUUAGUUCUUACUUCAUAGUUACAGACUUCCCAGCUACAAGUUACAACUUAGCACUGUGUCCUUACACGUGGAAUUAAAACAAUGGUUGAAACAAAAGAGUUAGAAAUCAUCCUGUUAGAAACAUGUCAGGAUUCUAAAAUUCCAUAGUUACAAGAAAUAACAUCAUUGGUGCCAUUUCAAAUAGGAAAACCUACAUCAAGAAGUCUACAGUAACUGUUAAAGCUGCCUCCACCUCCAAUGGAAAGCAAGAACUUCCUUAAGUGAUCAAUUUCAAGCAUCAUUCAAAAGUUUGCAAGUUCCAGUUUAUAUGUGAAUACAACACUAGUUGCAGUUCCAUAUCAGGAGACGAGUUGAAUUCUGCACUGAAAACUGAGGGAUCAUCUAACCAAUCGAAAAGAACAAUCUGUGCCAUUAAGAGCCUCCAUCUAGAUGUUUCAGAGCCGAACUGGAUGCGUAAGAUCUUAUUAAACACCGGGCCGGAAUAGCAACUGACAAUAUGGUGGUGACGUCCGCCGAAAGAGGUUGAAUAAUUAAUAACUCUCGUCCAGUGAUCCACCGGCUACUCACAUCUAGCGAUAACGAAAUUCCUGCUUCAAUCAAGUCAGUUUUGAGACGAUCCUGCUCGCUGUAGGUCCUAUCAGAAUUUGGAUACAAUCAUGGCUAUUUCUUUGCCCGUUGAUUUGCCCGGAAACUUGAAAAGGAUACAACCAUACCUGGAGAUUGCCGAUGAUUACGAAUCCAAUGAUCCGUGUAUCAGUUACUGGUGCCGAUUAUAUGCUCUUAAGCAAGGAUUUCUCCUGGAAAGAGUAGAAGAGGAUCUUUCGUUUUUGCUUGUUUUAAUCGAUCUUUUGGAAAAGAACAAACAGGAUUUGCAGUCUAAAAUAGAGACCACUGAUAUUCCUGUUGCUCGAGCUCACCUUGAAGAUGCGAUCCAGAAGCUGUUAAGCUGGGCAGAACAUGUGCCGCCUUUGAGAUCAUUAACUAAUGUUGUUGCUGAGGUAUUUCAGUCUGCUGGAAUGCUGCAAGAUGUGUGCUCCGUAUUUGGAAAUCCAAGUGAAGGCCAAUUCGAGAGAAAGAAGUAUACCAACUUACAUGAAGAAAAUUGGCAUAGUGAACUCCUUUCGGCAUCGACUACAAAAAAAUCAAACAUUUACCACCAAUAUAGCAAGAAAUUAUCGGAAAACUUAGUUGAUGGAAUUUCCGAAGAACUUCAGAAUGAUGAGGCAAAGUCACCCAAAGUUGCGAAACAUUACGAACGGAAAAAGAUUUACGGACGCCUUUUCAUUUUACAACUGCUGAAUCAUCCAGUAUCACAGAAAAAGCCGGAAGGCCUGCCCAGUCUGGAAAUUGUUCGAAAUAAGAUGGGACGAAAUCAAAUAAUCGCCGAUAGACUAUUGGGUGUUCAUCAGCAGCAGUAUCAACUAAGAUCCAACUUUAAUCCCAAGAAGAUCUGCCUGAUCUACAAGAUAGUUCGCAAAGAUCGUGAAGAGCAAAAGAUGGAGUUAAACAACCCACUAUCCCAGGAACCUUCUAGUCCCUUGGGUGGCCGUUCUCGUGGUUCCAGUGACUAUCGCUGGAAUUCCGAUAAGAAUAGCAGUAGUAGAGGCGGCAGCAAGGAACGUUGGAUACCUAAGGCGUCUAGAGAUGCUGAUCAAAUAGGAGGUAAAGGCGUCACUUCUUGGCGUCGAGUAGCCUCAAGUGAUACGACUCAAUCGUUGAUCGGUGGCGUUGGUGGUUGUAAACAAAAACAGAACUCCGGUUUCUUUGGUUUACGUAGUCAACCGCCUUCUUGUGAAAACUCCGUUACUCGUCCCGUCUUUCGCGAAACUGCUCCACCACCAUCGUUAUCACGCGAAGAUGUACUUGUUGGUAAAUCUACCGUGACAGACGACGAGAUUGAGCGAAAAUCUCGUUCGAUUCUAGGUGAAUAUUUCACGAUUGAGAAAAUUGAAGAUGCUAUUCUCGCCAUGAAGGAAUGGCUGCAUCCAUCGACCAUAGCCAGAUUUAUCAAUCAAUGCUUGCUGCACGUACUAGAACAUAAUAAACAAGUACGUAGAGCGACAGGCGCUUUGUUGAAGGAAAUGGUUAAAAGACAACUGUUUAAUUCCUCUGACCUUAUGGAAGGAUUUACUAAACUCUUCCAAUCGGCUGAAGACUUCAUCGUGGACAUUCCCAAGUUGUGGGAAUAUGUGGCUGAGCUGGUUGAACCUCUGUUCGAAGAAGGCGUGAUGAAUUUGAAGUUUCUUCCGCAGUUAUCAUCGACCCUGAGUUCAUCUUUGGUUGUCGAUUUUGUAGCUGCAGUUCUGAAGGAAUUAGUCAGAGUACAGGGUGUGGCUGGAGCUGAAAGAAUACUUAUCAUGUCGAAUGCACCAUUAACCAGUGUUUUACCAUCUGCUGUGGAUCUGAAUUCGUUCCUCGCCCAACAUACGGAACUCGAAUUCCUUUCCAAAAUCAAUUCUACACCAAGGGGCAGUGACAGUGUUGGCAAUUCCAUCAGUAGUGCAACUUCCGCCAGCCAAGUCAACAUCGAAUUCCAGCACAGCCUAGAGAAAUAUUUGAGAGACGCGACCCAUUUGACUACAAACGACAUCUGUAGCUGGAUUCAGAAACAAUAUGUUGGUGAAGUGAAUUCCGCUUUCGCUCGUGCCUUGGUCACCGCAGUAACGGAGAAUGCUAUUGAAGGACGUGGUAAGGACAGUAAACUGAACAGCACUGUCUUGAAAAAUCGGAUGGAUGUAUUGAAGAGGUAUGUUGAUAACAUCGCUGAUCGUGAGCUUCAACUGCUUUACGCAGUUCAGGCUUUAGUCACCCAACGACAACACCCCAAAGGUUUAAUGCAAGGCAUCUUCGAGACUCUCCAUGACAGUAACGUCGUUUCUGAAGAGGGCUUUGAGUCGUGGGUGUCUGUCGACGAUCCUUUGGAACGUGAAGGCAAAGCUGUGGCACUCAAGAUGAUCACACCUUUUUUUACGUGGCUGAAGGAAGCUGACUCUGAAAGUGAUCAAUAGGCGGAUGCCUUAUUAAAAGCAUAUAAAGGAGAAAUUGUGUGAGUGUGUGUACCGUGUGAGGGUGAGGGUAAAGGGUGAGGCCAGAGUGUGCAAACGUGUAAGUGGGGACCUUUUUCAACUGAAUAUUUGGAUGGAUUUUUUUUAGCCACAAAAAGAAGGGGGAAAUUUUUGAUAUUGAAGAAUCAGUCAGAAAGCGAAAGGUAUUAUUUGAAUAAAUUUUUAGUUUGUUUUUUCGAUUCGUUUGAUCGUCAAAUUAAAACAAAAAACAAGUGAAAAUUAUUUGAAAAAUCAUUUUUUGUAUUGGUUUUUUGUAUGUGUUUUGAAAAUUGCAUGAUCGAUUUACGUACGCUGGAUAAGAAACAGAAACCAAUAAUUUCAUUAAUGUACUUUCGCUAGUUGAAACUUGAAAUGGACUAGUAAUUCCUUUGGAACGUUCUACUCAUUCUCGCUCCUUCUCCUCCGCGUGAAAGACAUACAUAUUACAAAUUCUGUGAGUGACGGUUUUUUUAUUUAGUAGAAAGAUAAGCGAAUUGAAGGUGUUCAAUCCAGCAGUGACCAACUUGUAUAAAGGUAGUUCCAGUGUUCCAGCGUCAACAGAUAAUAAAACGGAGGCCGUCCUGUACCGACAUUGGGUUCAAGAAAACUUCACCAUAGUCCGGCUGUGUGGCUAUGUUCCUCAAAUGAAACAUCACGCGCAUCUCUGAUUGGUUCACAGCGCUCUCUUGCUAUACUGCUGUCCGGGUAGAUAGGUUCUCCAGGAAAAUUGUGGAACUGGAUUGCUACUCACGUGAAGGAUGAUGUGUGCUGUAGCUGGACGAUUUCUUCAAACAGACAGGUUCAUUUUACAGUCGAUCCUCAUCAACAUCUUCGGCUUCCUCUUCACUUCCAUGGACGAUAUUUUAACAGCUGUAGCCAACCGGGCAAUCAUACUCUGUCUAAAACUGUAUUUGAGAGUCCAGUCGAGCCUCUUGGAGAAUUGAUUGAAACAGAAGGUCUCAAGGCCAAUCAAAUGAGAUUGCGUUAAUCGACCUAACUGCAACCAAGAAGCUUGAUUCGAUCGGGUUAGCAUGUCAACAUAUCGCUUUAAUCUUUUUGAAUCGGAGGAUCGGAUCGAUCGGUGACAAAUCUAAAUAAGUAUGAUUAGAUUAACUGUAUAUUAUGUAUAUAGAUGUAUUGUAUAUUAUAAUGUGAUCUAAUGACUACUACUUUAAUUAGUAGAAGCAUCCGCUAAUUUUUUUUUCUGUGUUGUAGUUCGUGCUGGCGAGUGAGGAGCAAAUUUUAAAUUUACAACUAAAACGGAAUCUCAUAGUAUUUAAGGGAAAAGAGUUGUUGUUGCUCUUUUUUGUAUGAUUUUGGUUUUUGGUUUGAGUUUUCGAGUAACAACCCGAUCAAUAACCAACGCUUCUACGCAGAAGACUCUUUCUCCGACGUCGACGAUAGAUUUAAAGAAAGACCGGAUUCGAUGGAUUAUGCCUACAACAACGGAAUGGCAGAUCCCAUGCAACAACAACUACAGGGCAUGAACGGACAACAACAACAACCGAAUUUUAACGGUGGAACGGGUGGGCCCAUCCGCAAUUUGCCCAUGAACAAGACGACGAGAGGCUUGCCGCCCGUCCUCCCCGAUCCUUCCGUCAUCCAACAGCAACAGCAGCAACAUCCCGGUCAACCGCCCCUCAACAACAUGAUGAUGAUGAACGCCGAUGCCAACAACCACCUUUACGGUCACGCCAACAACGUUGCCGCGCCCCAACAAGCGACGACAGCGCCAACUUCCGCACCCCUGUCUUCUCACUUUUCCUUUUUCGAGAUGGGCGGCAACAACAGCAGCAGCAACAACAAUCGACAGGGCCCAGUCUCAUCCAGAAGAUGAUGGGCGGCGGUGGAGGCGCUGCCACCGCGGCCGCUCCGACGACGACGACGUCCGGCACGACGGAAAAUCCAGUCGAGGGCCUUUUAUUCAAAGGAAAAGAUUUGAUAUUCAAGAAAUUCGGCCUCUAAUGAAAACAUUUAGUAACAAUAACCUUUUUGCACAACAACAACAACCAACUCUGCCAUAAUAAUCGAUUCGAGCUGAAAUAAUCCCCUUCAAAAAUGAAACCAAAAAUGGAUAGCGCGAAAAACAAUUUGAAUUUUGACGAGCCAAAUGGAUGAGGUCAAACACUUUUUUUUUUAAUUGCAAAGUUUCCCCAAAAGUUUUGUGGAUGUAAGAUAUAAAAAUACGCACACACA